AUGACAACCAGCCCCAUAGCAACUGGCCCCUCCACCACUGGCACCACGACAACCAGCCCCAUAGCAACCGGCACCGCCCCCAGUGGGACCACGGCAGCCACCACCGUAGCAACUGACUCCACCCCCACUUCUGGAUCUCCAGCCCCCUCUGUGACCCCAUCGACUCUGCCAGGCACCUCCGUCCCGUGCCCCCCGAAUGCCCAUUACGAGGCCUGUGGUCUGGCCUGCCCCCCACGCUGUGACGACCCCCAGCUGAGCUGCGACCUGCCCUGCCAGCCGGGCUGCCAGUGUGACCCCGGGCACCUGCUGAGCGGGGGGCUCUGCGUUCCCCCCACGGACUGCGGCUGCUUCUACAACCACACCUACUACCAGCCCGGUGAGGUGAUCUACGCCGACGGCUGCCAUAAGAUCUGCCAGUGUCUGUCUAACAACAACACCCGCUGCUCUGAUGCCAGCUGCCGACCCGACCAGCACUGCGUCAGCCAUGGGGAUGGGGUACAGGGGUGCUUCCCAAUAGACUCCGCGACCUGCGUGGCGUCGGGCGACCCCCACUACACCACCUUCGACAAGAGGAAGUUCGAUUUCCAGGGCACCUGCACCUACGUCCUGGCCCAGCCCUGCAACGCCAGCCUGGCCCUGGCCCCCUUCACCGUCCGCGCCGCCAAUGAGCACCGGCAUGGGCAGAGCACUAUGUCCUACAUCCGGGCCGUGUUCCUGGAGCUGCCAGGGGCCUUCGUCGCCCUGCUCAAGAACCGCGUGGUGCAGGUGAACGGCUCCCGGGUGACCCUCCCCGCAGUCCCCGCCCCCGGCGUGUCCGUCCGUCUGUCCGGGACGUUCGCCGAGGUCCGGACGGAUUUCGGGCUGAUCGUCCGGUACGACGGGAACCAUUAUGCUGAAGUCCAGGUCAGCCAGCAGUAUCGGGGUGCCCUGUGCGGUCUCUGUGGUGACUACAACGGGGACCCCGGCAACGACUUCCGGACCCCGGCGGGGGGUGCGGCCAGCUCGGCCGGGGACUUCGGGGACAGCUGGGGUGUCGGCAACUGCACCCCGGCCGGCCCCCCCGUCACCCCCCAGUGCCCCGCGGACGUGCGGCUGGACUACGAGGGGCCCGGGGCCUGCGGGCUCCUGCUAGCCCCUGAUGGGCCCUUCGCCCCCUGCCACAGGCAGCUGAGCCCCAUGACCUUCUUCCAGGACUGCAUGUUCGAUCUCUGCGCGCUGGGGGGCGACCGGCGUCAGCUCUGCUCCGCCCUGGGCAGCUACGGGGCCCAGUGCCAGGCCCACAACGUCAGCCUGGGCCCCUGGCGCAGCCAGAGCCUCUGCCCCAUGCUCUGCCCCCCCAACAGCCAUUACGACCCGUGCAGGCCCCCCUGCCCCGCCGCCUGCCCUGAGGCCGGGGUGAGGGGCUGCCAGGAGCCCUGCCUGGAGGGGUGCACAUGUGACCCCGGCUUCCUGCUCAGCGGGGGAGCCUGUGUCCCCCAGGGGGGCUGUGGCUGCAGCUACGCCGGGGGGUACUAUGAGCUGGGCGAGGAGUUCUUUGGGCCGGGCUGUGGGUCGCGCUGCCGCUGUGAGGGGGGGAACCGGACCCACUGCCAGGCCUGGCAGUGCCGCCCCACAGAAACCUGUGGGCUCCACAAUGGCCUGUACGGCUGCCACCCCACAGCCAGCGCCCCCUGCUACGUCUCCGGGGACCCCCACUACCAGACCUUCGACGGCCGACGGCUCGACUUCAUGGGCACCUGUACCUACACCCUGGCCCGGCCCUGCGGCAACUACACAGGGCCCUGGUUCAGCGUUGAGGGGAAGAACGAGGCGCGGGGGCGCGGGGGCGUCUCCUACCUGCGCACGGUCUACGUCAGCCUGCCGGGGGCCAGCCUCACCCUGCUCAAGGGACAGCGCACCCUGAUCAACGGGACGCGGGUGACGCUGCCGGCCAGGCCCACCCGGGACUCGUCCGUGGCCCGCAGCGGCCAGUACGUGGCCGUGGAGACCUCGUUCGGUCUGGCCCUGCGCUGGGACGGGAACCAGUACCUGGAGAUCCGGGCCCCCAGCUCCUACUCCGGGCUGCUGUGUGGGCUCUGUGGGAACUACGACGGGGUGCCCGACAACGACAACCGGACACCGGCCGGGUGGCCGGCCGCGGACGGGGCCGCGCUGGGGAACAGCUGGCAAACCCCCGACGACGAGGACCCACAGUGCCGACCUGACGUCUCGGACAAGCCCGUCUGCACCCCAGGUGGCGAAAUAACGGCCAGCUGCCAACGGAUCCGCGACCCCCAGGGGCCAUUCAGGGACUGUUACAAACUGGUCCCCCCCACCCCCUAUUUCGAGAACUGCCUCUUCGACAUGUGCCAGUACCAGGGGCUGCGGGAGACCCUCUGCGCCCAGCUCCAGGCCUACACGGCCGCCUGCCAGGCCGCCGGCGCCCCCGUGCACCCCUGGAGGGGCCCCCAGCUCUGCCCUCUGGCGUGCCCGGCGAACAGCUCCUACACCCUGUGCGCCCAGCCGUGCCCCCCGACCUGCAGCCCGGCCUUCGCGCCCGUCGAGUGCCCGGCCCAGCACUGCGUGGAGGGGUGCGAAUGUCUCCUGGGCUUCGUGCUGAGCGGGCAGGAGUGCGUGGCAGCGAGCCGGUGCGGGUGCACAGGGCCCGACGGCGGGUACCACCCGCUCGGCGAGGUCUGGUACAACGCGGACUGUAGCGAGAAAUGCACCUGCCAGGGCCAAGAUGACAUCCGGUGCCAGGCGGCCUGGUGCCAGCCCCAGGAGCUCUGCCAGCAGCGGGAGGGAGAGUAUGGCUGUUACCCCACCGGCUCGGGGGUCUGUGUGGCGGCUGGGGACCCUCACUACACCACCUUCGAUGGGCGGCUCUUCCACUUCAUGGGCACCUGCAGCUACACCCUGACCCAGACCUGCAACGCCAGCGCCGGGCUCCCUGGCUUCUCCGCGGAGGCCACCAAUGAGCACCGGGGGGCCAGCACCCGGGUCUCCUACGUCCGCGCCGUGGCUGUGGAGGUGUUCGGCCACCGGGUGGCGCUGCUCAAGGGGCGCCGAGUGACGGUGGACGGGCAGCGGGUGACCCUGCCGGUGGGCCUGGCCGGGGGCCGGCUCGGGGUGCGGGUCAGCGGUGGCUACGCUCUGCUGCAGACGGACUUCGGACUGCGGGUUCGGUAUGACGGGAACCAGCGGGUCGAGGUUCUGGCGCCAUCGUCCUAUGCCGGGCGGCUCUGCGGGCUCUGCGGGAACUACAACGGGCAAAGCUCCGACGACAACCUCAUGCCCAAUGGCACUUCGGCCGGCACCGACGCCGACCGCCUGGGCGGGAGCUGGGCAGUGCCGGGCGCCAGCAGCCCGGGCUGCACCAACUCUGGGGACCCAGGCGUAUGUGACCCAGAGAUCAACCUGGAAGCUCAGAAGCCGACCAGCUGUGGAGCCCUGACCGACCCCCAGGGCCCCUUUGCCCCCUGCCAUGGGGCUGUGCCCCCCGCGGAUUCCUUCAAGAGCUGCCGCUACGAUCUGUGCGGCACCGGGGGUGAGACGACCUCCCUCUGCUACGCCCUGCAGUCCUACGCUGACCGCUGCGCCCAGGCUGGGGUCCCCAUCGCCUGGAGGAACAGCAGCCUGUGCCCCUUUAUCUGCCCCCCCGGCAGCACCUACACCCCCUGUGCCAGUCCCUGCCCGUCCAGCUGCACCGACCCGGGGGCGCCCAACAGCUGCCCCUCCCUGCCCUGCGUGGAAGCCUGCGCCUGCAACGACGGCUACGUUCUCAGCGGGGAGACGUGUGUCCCCCUGAGCCAGUGCGGCUGCAGCGACACGGACGGGCGGUACCACCCGGUGGGUGAGAGUUGGAUGGGGACCGAGAACUGCACCGAGCGCUGCACCUGCGCCAGCGCCAACAACAUGAGCUGUGAGCCGUGGAGCUGCAGCCCCGUGCAGGAGUGUCGGCCGGAGAACGGACUGCUGGGCUGCCAGGACACAAGAGUGGGCUCCUGCCACGUGGCUGGGGACCCUCACUACUUCACCUUUGAUGGGGCCAUGGUGACCUUCCUGGGCACCUGCACCUACACACUGGUGACCCUGUGCCGCGGGGACGGGCACCUGGAGCCCUUCAACGUCACAGGCAAGAACGAGGAGCGGGGCCGGCCCGAGGCCUCCUACCUGCGCCUGGUGCACGUGGAGAUCGGCGGCGCCCGCUUCACGCUCAUGAAGAACCGACGGGUGCUGGUGGAUGGGGAGCGGGUCCGCACCCCGGUGCUGGGCCGUGUUCCCGGCGUCUCUGUCAGCACCAGCGGUGUCUACACGGAGCUGCGGAGCCAGGCUGGGCUGCUCGUCCGGUUCGACGGGAACCAGCACCUGGAAAUCCAGCUCUCCGGCAUCUACUUCGGCCAGGUCUGCGGCAUGUGUGGGAACUACAACAACCAGAGCCAGGACGACCUGGCCCUGCCCAGCGGGCGCCCGGCCGCCAACGCCACCGACUUCGGCAACAGCUGGCGGGCGCCCGGCGACCCCGACCCGGGCUGCCAGCCGGACAACCGCGAGGACCUGGACCCCCGCUGCAGCCCGCAGGAGAAGGAGCGGUUCGGUGCCCUGUGCCAGGAGAUCCUCUCGCCCAAAUACCAGGCCUGCCAUGGGCUCCUGGAUCCCCAGCCCUUUGUCCAGAGCUGCCUCUUCGACAUGUGCGAAUACCAGGGCAUGGCCUCCACCCUCUGCGACAUCGUCCAGGCCUACGCCGAAGCCUGCAAGAGCCAGGGCGUGGCCGGCCUCUCCUGGAGAAACAGCACCUUCUGCCCCCUGCCGUGCCCCCCGCACAGCCACUACACCGAGUGCGCCUCGCCCUGCCCGGCCACCUGCUCCGACCUCUACGCCCCAGCCAGCUGCCCAAGCCCCGCAGCCUGCGUGGAAGGCUGCGCCUGCGACCGCACCUACGUGCUAAGCGACGAGACCUGCGUCGCCAUGGGGGAGUGUGGUUGCCUGGAUGACCAGCAGGGUUACCAUAGCUCGGGGGACACUUGGUUGAGCAGCGACUGCAGUGAACGCUGCGCCUGCCUGGCGAACAGUAGCGCCCCCUGCCAGCCAUUCCAGUGCCCGGCGGGGUCCCACUGCGCUCUCAACAGCGCCGGGGUCCACUACUGCAAACCCACCAAAUUUCACCAGUGCACCGUCUCCGGCGACCCCCACUACCGCACCUUCGACCGUUACGUCUACCACUUCCAGGGCCGGGCCACCUACACCCUGACCACCACUCUGCCCACGCUGCCCGGGGCCCUGCCUCCGUUGAGCGUCUCGGGCCGGAACGGGCGCUGGGUCGCCCGCCACCGGGUCUCCUUCCUGCGCGAGGUCUACGUCUUGGUGUAUGGCUACCAGGUCACCAUGAUGCAGGGCCGCAAACUGGCGGUGAGCACCCCAAUGAACCGGCCGCCCCGCCCCAGAGGUGGCUGCAUCUCAGCGCUGGGUGACAGGUCCCUGGAUAACCAGCCGCCCCACCCCAGAGGUGGCUGCUGA
This is a messenger RNA of Emys orbicularis (European pond turtle), 5496 nucleotides long. RefSeq names its product zonadhesin (gene ZAN). Gene Ontology annotation, molecular function: protein binding. NCBI's taxonomy places the organism in Eukaryota, Metazoa, Chordata, Testudines, Emydidae. The record is from RefSeq and is a predicted model, not a curated record.